AUGGCCCCGCUCCGUCUCCGGCACCUGCACCUCCCUAGCAUCCAUCCCCACUACAUCCCCUACCGCCUCGCCGACCGCGUGCAACAGCAUCUCCGGCGACAGCACCUCGACUUCAAAGAUGGAUCGGCCGUCCGGCCACCGCCACCGACGCUGAUCUCAUUCACCCCAUCCCCCAUCUACACCCUCGGCCGGCGCCAGAUCACACCCCUAACCAGCCCGGAAGCAGCCCGCCUCACCGCGCCCCUGCAGAUCCCCAUCCCAUCCCCGCUACCAUGGCGCAAAAACAAAACAACCCCCCCCAACACCGACACCACCACCACCACCACCACCCUCCACCCCCAAAUCCUGCACUCCCCCCGCGGCGGGCUGACCACCUACCACGGGCCCGGCCAGGCCGUGCUCUGGCCGGUGCUGGACCUGCGAUCGCCACACCACCGCCACUUCUCAGUGAAAUGCUACGCGCGCCUGCUCGAGACCACCACCAUGGCCACGCUGCGGCGGGUGUUUGGCGUGGCCGGCGUUCACGACGGGACGAUCCCGGGAGUGUGGGUUGAAAAGGGAGGGGGCUCUGGCUCCAACCCCUGGGCGCGCUUCGUUGCAUGCGGGCUAGCGGGGCAGGGGGUCACGUCACUUGCGAGGGAGGUUGUUGCUGCUGUGGGUGGUGAUGGGUUGGCGGGGGUGGAUGAGCGGCUUCUGGGUUUGGCUGGUGGUGGUUAUGGAAGUAGGGAGGGCGCCGUGGCGCAUGCGUGGGCUGGGGUGUUGGCGGAGGGUAUUGGGUUGGGAGAGGGCGGGGUGGAGGCCUUUGGAGGGUAG
Molecule: messenger RNA, 813 nt
Organism: Chaetomium globosum CBS 148.51
Lineage: Eukaryota; Fungi; Ascomycota; Sordariomycetes; Sordariales; Chaetomiaceae
Exons: 2
Coding region: 1-813 (270 amino acids)
Biological process (GO): protein lipoylation
Cellular component (GO): mitochondrion
Source: RefSeq, a predicted model, not a curated record